This is a messenger RNA of Stylophora pistillata, 2125 nucleotides long. RefSeq lists its product as uncharacterized. The record is from RefSeq and is a predicted model, not a curated record. Lineage: Eukaryota; Metazoa; Cnidaria; Anthozoa; Scleractinia; Pocilloporidae.
GACAACUCCAAGCUAAUAAUAUUAACCUAUAUGAUACGAUCAUUAUUAGGACUUCAACUUCGUCAGUCGCAUCUUUUGAGCUAAAGGACAAUGGACCUGGUCAUCCUACUGGUGUUGGUCAGCGGUAUAUCAUGCAGAGAGCAUGCCUCGGAUCCAAAAGAUGCCGACCUAGCUAAGAAGUUUAACAUAGUGUCCAGUUCCAAAGACGAGGACAACAUGAUGGUUUUUUUGAAGGGAAAUGAUGGAUCAGAUGGACAAAAUGGCACACAGGGUGAUGUUGGCUCACAAGGACCCCGUGGGCCGCCGGGAUUGCCUGGUCUGAAAGGAACACCAGGAGUAUGCACCAUAGAACAGUGCGAAUCAACUGAACUUAAAAUUCUGAUACAACGCUUGGCUGCGCUUGAAAAGUACGUCAAAGACAGAAAGAAUAACACCGGAGGCCAGCCUUGUGUUAAACCCACACCACAACUCAUACCUAGCGGGGUUACGAUUUGCUCAACACCAGCUCCAACUACACCAACUACUCCACCCCUGAAACCAAAUACACCUCCCACCCAGUCACCAAAGGUUUCUGCACCUUUCUCUGGUUCCCCUGGAGCACCUGUAAAUGGUCCUGUCCAAUUUCCAGCUACUGUUGCACCAGCUCCUUCGCCGGCCCAGAACGAGGCUCCUCCUCCUCCUCCUCCUCCUCCUCCUCCUCUUCCUCCUAUUGUCAUUCCAGCCGCGAGUCCUGUCCAGACCUUGUGGGCCAGUCCGGCUGCAGCACCCGCACCAGUACCAGUUGGGGUAACGGUUCAAAGCACAGUGGAGGCGCCUUCGACAUUUCCUGGUGGUCAAGUUCAGAUAGAGGGUAUUGUUACCCCGCAGGUAUCCGUACAAGGUUUUAACCAACCAGGAAAUCCAUUUAAGAAAAGCAGUAUUGCAACGAAAGGUGCCCCUAAAGCUAAGCACGGCUCUAAGAAGUCCUCCCACCAACGCGUUCUCCAUCACAGAACGCGGGCUCAUAAAGCUUGAGUCACCAUCUCGUGUCAAAGUAAUGAUUUUAAUGGUUGACUUGUACUCAGUCUCUACUCCACUACCUUUACUGUCAAGUACCAGGAGAAUAUAAUCACCCGUUCACACCAGCAAAAUAUGUCUAGUCAAACUGGAUUUAACGGUAGGAAGAUCAGGAAAAGAGUAUUCAAAAAAAAAAAAAAAUUUUCCAUAGGAUUCAUGAAGUCACCAACUUGUUUUUCCAAUGUCGACAAACAUCCGUUUAAGCAGCUUCUGCGACGAAAACAAAUUUAAGCGUGUUUACAAAAACAGCUUUAACAUGUUUAUGCUCUGGUGUGAAUGGGGUUUAAGCUCGAUAGUAAUUGCCCAACGAAUUGUUCUCCAUCACAAGAGGGAAAAAAAUACUUUUUAAGUUAUAAGAAUUCACUUCUUUACCUAAUGGUAAUUAUUAAGUUGAAGGCUAUUGAGAGCAAACAGUUAUUGGAGAGAGUGCACUCGAGACAUUUCUCCCUCAAUGCCCAAUUCAGUUAGUAACAUCACCAAAUGUAAUUUAGUGAAUUACAUAUUUGAAAGUGUUGAGUAAUGCUGCUUGGCAUCAAAUUUAAUUAUCUUCUUGUCUUGAAAAAGUUACAAUAUGCAGAAAAGUAGAAAGAUACAGGAAACAAAAUUAUAAAGGUUCCAUUAAGUAAAAUCAAAUCAAAUUUUCACAUGUAUUGUAAAUAUUAAAUUAACGAUGUGGCAUGUGGUCGCCUUGUCUGCAAACGCUGCAUGCAACAUUGCGUGCAGGUUAUGUCACCUGUGUGCAACUUUUCUCUAAAAAAAGGUUUUAUGUUCCUUGACGAUAUUUUUGUUGCGACUUCCUCUUAAAAGGGAAACUAAGAAACAGGUAACAAUGUUUACAAAGCGAGGAAGCUUUAACCGACUUGCUACCUACAAGAUUAGAGUAUUUUUGACGUGUUACGUCUUUUGUCGUCUACGUAAUGUAGCUGCUUGGGUAACUCUGUUAUUGGUUGUAUGAGAAAGAUGAUUUCGGAUUUCAAACAAAUUAGCGAUAAGUAGACAUGAAAUGAAAUAUGAAAACUGCGUGAGUUAAUCGACGGGGGAAUUGAAGUAGAUAAAUGUAUAUUUUGUA